Diaporthe batatas is the source of this 2364-nucleotide messenger RNA. RefSeq lists its product as uncharacterized. The record is from RefSeq and is a predicted model, not a curated record. NCBI's taxonomy places the organism in Eukaryota, Fungi, Ascomycota, Sordariomycetes, Diaporthales, Diaporthaceae. The transcript has a single exon. The coding region runs from base 206 to 1996 and encodes 596 amino acids. Gene Ontology annotation, cellular component: vacuolar membrane. Gene Ontology annotation, biological process: protein localization to vacuole.
GGCAGCCAGCACCUAGAAGGGGGAGGAGCUACCCAGCAACUGACUGACGCUGGAAUGUCAUAAACUCUAGACCAUCAACACCACUGCUCUGCUUUCGUCAAUCUGUUUACUUUACUCCUUUUCUACCCAAACUCUCAACUCUUCAUGUCUGAUCGAAAUAGCACUUCUACUUAAUUCUCAGAGAACUGAAGACACUCACCACAAUAUGGCUUCUGCAGGCUACCUGCAGAUCAGCCUGAUCUGGGUUGCCUACGCCAUCGCAGUAGUGCUCGCCCUCAUCGCAGCCGUGAUCACAACUCUCACCUGGCAGGCCCCUCGCGAACGAUCCAUUAUUGUCACCAUCGUGGCCAUUAUCAGCAUCACUUCUCUCCUAGCCACCGUCCUGCUGCUGCCAGUCGAUAUUGCCCUGGUCUCUGCGACGACCUCGUCCUCGCUUGGUGCCAAGAAGGAUUGGGCCACACCUGAGCGGGUCGAAAACAUCCUGUUCACCCUCAGGGUUGUUUACUACUCGCUGUACAGCUUCGAUGCCCUCCUAUGCCUCUUGGUCAUCCCGUUUUCAUACUUCUGGUACGAGGAAUACGACGAGGUCGAGGAAGAGGAGGGCACACGGGGCGUUGGAGCUAAGCUCUGGGGCGCCUUCAAGUACACCCUUGGUUUUGUCGUGCUCGUGGUAAUCCUCUUCCUCAUUGGAUUCUUCGUCCCGGCGGCCGGAAGCAAGGAGGGCAAGCACCUGGAUCUCGACUAUUUCAAGAAACUGUUGUCGGAGAACAACGGCGAGAAGGCCUUGACGUUUGGCCUUGGAUUGCUGGUCACGCUGGGCACGUUGAUUUACGUCUUGUACACCGGCGCAGGUCUGGCACUCUUACCAGUGUCCCUGAUCAAGUCUGCUCCCUCAAUCUCGGCUCCGCAGUUGUCGGAGACGACAGAGUCGCAGCUCGAGAGCAACAGGGAACGGCAGCGGCAGCUGGAGUUGCGCAAUACUGGCCGUCCCGAUGGGCUCCCCCCGAAAGACCAGCGCGAGAUGGAUGUCUUGAUUCGGGAAGAGCAGACAUUGGUGCGCCGCCAGAGGCUUGCUUCUGAAGCCCGUGGUGAAGGCCAGAGCUGGAUCUACCGCGCUUGGCUCAAGACAGAGGCUGUCUUCCGCCCGCUCAAGCUCGUCGGUGGCAUACUGCUCCUUCUUCUGGCUGUCUUGGUCUGGGUUUCCAUGCUCAUCACUGGUAUCGACAAGGCGGCAAAUUCUAUUUGCAAAGCACGAUGCGGCUACAUCCUAGGCCACAUCAAUGUCUUCCAGCCCAUCAAUUGGUUGUUUGUCAAGACGGCCAACGCAUUCCCCGUUGACUACAUCCUGAUGGCCCUCCUCAUUUUGUUCUUCUUCAGCAGCUCCAUCAGCGGCAUCGCGACGAUCGGCAUCCGGUUCCUCUGGAUCCGCAUCUUCCAGAUCAAGAGGGGUCGAACCCUGCCCCAAGCCCUUCUGAUCGCCACCGUCAUGCUGGCGCUCAUCAUCCUCGCCAUCAACUACUCCAUCUUCGCCAUGGUCGCGCCCGAGUAUUCCACCUUUGGCACCCAGCUGUACUGUGAUAACCCGCCCCGCCAUCCUGGAGAGCAGCCCGAUUGCAGCGACCACAAGGAGCUGAUCAAGCCCUGUUCGGAGCUCGAGGACAGCCAGGCCGCCAAGGCAGUGUGCACGCCCUCGGUCAUGUCAACAUUCCUCAACCGCGUGACACUUAACUGGCCAGUGUUCGGUGCAGUGGACUACUGGGCACAAUUUGCCUUCCUGGGUAUCUUCCUAAUCGUCUUCAUCACGUCUCUCUUCCGAGCGCCCAAGCUGGACCUCGCGGAGAUCGACGACGAGGCCGAGGCAGACGAGGAGGAAGGUCUUCUGGCUAGCACAAGCCGCCGCUUCAACGCCACCUGGCAGGACAUCACCGGUCAUUCCCGGGACCAUGAAUCUGGUGGUAAUCGAAACGGGUCUGGUCCUGGAUACGGGACCAACUAGGAACUGUUCUUGAGGAAGCCAGGAUGGUAUUUGCGGUCGUUUUGGUACUCACGUCAGGCUCGUCUAAACUUGGAGCGAGCAGAUGACUAAAUUAAAUUGUAUGACACUUUUGGAAAACACCACGCGGUGUUGGUAGGCGCAAAAACGGAGGACAAUGAUACGAAGUCAUGGAUGACAUGGAAGGUUGCAAUGACAUUGGUUGAAUGCUUUUAGGGUUGCUCGUGCUUUGUUGUAUCAGUUUGUUGCUGUAUUAGGCGCAUUAUGGCGGAGACACGAGCAACGGUUGCAUAUUAGUAUACCUCACUCAGUUUGUUUUUUUUGGCCGAGCAUGCAAAGGGAUGUGGUAAUACAACAUGGGUUUCUUAAGC